GAAACCCUAUAAAACCUUGAUUUUUCUCUCCAUUUUCCGACUCUUUCAUUGAGCUGCUGCCGCUGUUUGUAAUCCUUUGGUGAUUCCACUGCGUCGAAACCAGGAAGGUAGAUUUUUGCUUAGCCAUGGCGGACAAGGCAGUGACUAUUAGGACAAGGAAGUUCAUGACGAACAGGCUACUUUCCAGAAAACAAUUUAUCAUUGAUGUUUUGCAUCCUGGGAGACCCAAUGUUUCCAAGGCUGAGCUGAAGGAGAAGCUUAGUAGAAUGUAUGAGGUGAAGGACCCAAAUUCAAUCUUUGUGUUCAAGUUCCGGACUCAUUUUGGAGGUGGUAAAUCUACAGGAUUUGGUUUGAUAUAUGAUUCUGUCGAGAAUGCGAAGAAAUAUGAGCCUAAAUACAGGCUGAUCAGGAAUGGACUCGAUACCAAGGUGGAGAAAUCAAGGAAGCAAAUGAAGGAAAGGAAGAACAGGGCUAAGAAGAUCCGUGGUGUGAAGAAGACCAAGGCCAGUGAAGCAUCGAAGAAAAAGUGAGGUGAAAGGGAUGAAGGAUAAGGUGAAAUCUAUGUCUAUCAUGCUGUCAAUCUUUUCUCGCAGCUGUUGUUUACUAGUCACAAGUGUUUAGGUGUUCUUGAACCAGAUUUCCAUUUUGUUUCGGAAACCGGAUUCCGUUCCGACUAUCC
Hibiscus syriacus is the source of this 679-nucleotide messenger RNA. Its product is annotated as 40S ribosomal protein S24-1-like. Gene Ontology annotation, molecular function: structural constituent of ribosome. Gene Ontology annotation, biological process: translation. The transcript is spliced from 5 exons. The record is from RefSeq and is a predicted model, not a curated record. Gene Ontology annotation, cellular component: ribosome. NCBI's taxonomy places the organism in Eukaryota, Viridiplantae, Streptophyta, Magnoliopsida, Malvales, Malvaceae. The coding region runs from base 126 to 530 and encodes 134 amino acids.